Pangasianodon hypophthalmus (striped catfish) is the source of this 2130-nucleotide messenger RNA. It is a transcript of the gene cldn8.1, whose product is annotated as claudin 8.1. Gene Ontology annotation, cellular component: plasma membrane; bicellular tight junction. Bases 519 to 1382 code for a protein of 287 amino acids. The record is from RefSeq and is a predicted model, not a curated record. Gene Ontology annotation, molecular function: structural molecule activity. The transcript has a single exon. NCBI's taxonomy places the organism in Eukaryota, Metazoa, Chordata, Actinopteri, Siluriformes, Pangasiidae. Gene Ontology annotation, biological process: cell adhesion; bicellular tight junction assembly.
AUUUAUGUAAAAUAUUAUUGAAGCGCAUAAUCCAUGCGUUAAUAUUUAACUACACCUUCAGAGUAUAAGGCGUAAUAGAAACAAGGACCUCUAUGUGACUCUCUGAGUCUGUAUGUGUUUGUUGUCAGGAUCCCCAGGCACCAGUGGUGGUUUUGGCUGGCUGCUUCCUGCCCCUCCUUCUCCGUCAGGUGCAAAUGAGCUCUGCAUAGAAGGAUAUGAUUUCACAGCAACCACCUGGAGAUCCCGCCCAUCCUUUACUUCGUUACGGAGACGAGGGGGGAGGGAGCAAGUGCACACAACUCAUCCACUGGGACUGCUUCUCCACCUGAAUACAGAUCCCAGAGAGAGAGACAGCGAGAGAGAGAGAGAGAGCGAGAGAGAGAGAGAGAGAGAGAGAGAGAGAAGAAACGGCCGUUUUGUUCCUUUUCCAGUUCCAAGAAUGAUCUACAUUUUUUACCAUUGAGACUGAAAGUUGUGCCAAGCAUCCCUCCACUGGAGCACGAGCAGAGCGAGCUGAGAUGGCAGGCCAGCCGAUGGAGCUGGCAGCACUAAUCCUGACUCUGUUGGGCCUAAUAGGUGUCUCGGCCAGCACAGGGAUGCCCAUGUGGCGCGUGACAGCAUUUAUUGGUGAGAACAUCAUUGUGAUGGAGACGCGCUUCGAGGGCCUCUGGAUGAACUGUUAUCGACAGGCCAACAUUCGCAUGCAGUGCAAGGUUUACGAUUCGCUGCUGGCACUCACACCUGAUCUCCAGGCUGCCCGAGGCCUCAUGUGCUGCUCAGUGGCACUGGCUGCCAUUGGCCUGUUUGUGGCCAUCAUAGGGAUGAAAUGCACUGCAUGCAUACAAGGAAACGACCGCGCCAAACGUGUGGUUCUCAUUGUGGCUGGAUCCCUCAUUAUCCUUGCCUGCAUCUGCUCCAUUAUUCCUGUCUCCUGGACCGGCAAUGUGAUUAUACGAGAUUUCUACAACCCCCUCCUGAUUGAUGCCCAGCGAAGGGAGCUUGGUGAGGCGCUCUACAUCGGAUGGGUUUCCUCAGCACUGCUUUUUGCCGGUGGAUGCAUUUUUGCGUGUUGUGCCGGGUCUAAAGAGAAACGAGCCGACCAGUCUCGCUACACUUACAACAGGGAUGUUCCAUACGUGGCAUACCAGCCUCAACCACAACCAGUGGCGUAUCAGCCCAGACCUGCAGCCACCUACAGUUUCUCCUCCAGAGAGCCGUCCUUUCUCCAGACGUCCACUCAACCAUCCAUUGCUCAGAUAUCCAGACAGCAGAGCUUCAUCCAGCCGUCCAGACAGCAGAGCUUUAUCCAGCCGUCCAGACAGCAGAGCUUUAUCCAGCCGUCCAGACAUCCGUCAGCUCGUAGUGCUGUUGCCUAUCUGUGAAAAUGACAGGAUAAACACAAACUAACGGUUAAAUGAGGACAGAACAGGGGAUAUGGCAACCGGAUCAAGGCAAUGUGUGUGUAUACGUGUGUGUAUGUAUAUCUUUGUUUACUGCAGCUUACUGGGAUUAACCUCACUUGACAAUACUGUUCUAAUGUUUCAUGUGAAAUCAGCUUUCUGUGAUUUUACUGUGUAAAUCGUAUGUAUGUAGAUCAAAUGUGAAAAGUCGACAUGCCUCUGUGUCUAGAUAUUCUCCAAAAAGCCUGUUAUAGAUUGUAUGUUUUUGAAGCAUGUCACCAUGUUGUUUUUUUUUUUUUUUAAGAAUUACCAUUGUGUUAGCACUUGGAUUCACAUUGAACUGAACAAUGAGAAAAAACGGGUGCUUUGUACAAAAAAGUAAGCUCUUUUUUUUUAUUUAUGAUGGAUGUGUUUAGGAGGUGAGACAAGAGACUGCUUGCAUGCAAUUAUGUUUACCAAACUCUUUGUCACAUUGUGUACUCCAGCGUCUUGGUGAUCUGCGUGCCCUGAGGCUCCUGUGUGAAAUGUAAGCCAAUGAGCAUAUAUUGUCUCAAAUUCUUUAACCAGACACGCCCUUUACAUCCACAGAAACCUUACAACUGAAGCAGAACAAGGAGAACAAACAUCUCAUAAACCUUUACUGGUAUUGUACAAAGACACACAUUUUUGUGUUUUAUGGCGAGAGAACAGGUUUGACUUUUAUAAUAUAAUAAUAAAAGAAGAAAUAUCA